UUGUUUGUCACAGUGUUAGGAGAGAUUGGAUGUAACCGGCGAGAGGAGUACCUAGGCGUGUUUGUGCAUAUGGACAGCUACAGCUGAUGCUGAUGGCACCUACUGAGGUGGAAGCUCAGAAUCGUGAUGGAACCUCAUUGACCUCUCAAGAUACGACAAACUGCUCACGAGACCUUUUGCUCGUUACGAACACACUUUUUGCACAUGAGUGACAUGUCUCAAGAUGAGAGCGUGAGACGGGCAUGUGUUGAUACCUCUACCGGUAAUGCGGUACUUCAUUCUAGGGUAUCCUCCGGCGGCUUGGCGCCCACUGGCAGCGGCAGCAUCAACCCUGCCAACCAGCGCCUUGAUUGCUUCCACUUCGCUAUCGAUAACCACCCGCGGGGCCCUCAUGUAUACGCGGGACCGAUGUGGAUGGGACUCGGGGACCCAACAUCAACCACUCACUUCAACACCUGCCCACCUUGGUUCGGGUACCUUAAGCUUCCCUUUCAUCCUUCAAGCCUUUUUUUUCCCUUUCCUCCCUGGAUACUGCUUACAAGGACCACUGGAAACUGCUCGGUUGAACAAGUCUGUCUCAACCACCCGACUGUUUGCCCUACACGAGGCUCCAUCACCAAGGCAACCGCACAGGUUCUCGACCAUCUCAGACUCGGUCAUCUUUUCGAGAGACGGAGCGUCCAAAUUACUUUGUACUCCAUCCCUCACAGACCACUCACCUCGCUGCAUCAGUGCAUAUCUGAAGCUUCCCCGUCCACUCCCACCUCCCGUCUAUCCGGAUUCCAUCCCGACCUUGAACUUCCAUCCGACCUAGCUAGCGCCUUUCACGAGUAACGGUCGUAGUCGACUCCAUACCUGGUCUUUCAAAAGCUUUGCCUCCCUCGAACACUGGACUUUGACCUCAUUCCUCCACAGCCGUCCUCAUUACCAGUCUCAUCCUGUACACCCAUCAUCAGGAGACAGAACAUAUCGCCACCCCAGGCACGGAAUCUG
Molecule: messenger RNA, 993 nt
Organism: Neurospora tetraspora
Lineage: Eukaryota; Fungi; Ascomycota; Sordariomycetes; Sordariales; Sordariaceae
Exons: 2
Coding region: 205-834 (209 amino acids)
Source: RefSeq, a predicted model, not a curated record